GUCUAGUUUCCGAGCCUAAGCAAUCAGAAUCAUCCAUUUCAGGAACACUAUAUGGAAAUGUUAGAUCUGAUCCGAGCUGGAGCAAAGAUCCAUUACCAUCGGACGCACCGUAUGGAGCAGGAGAUGCGGGGAUGGACGUCCCUGUAGGUGCAGACACAUUCUAUGGUCCAACUCCUCCUCCGUAUCAGCAGGACAUCACAAGGAGGCCAUAUGUAAACAAUGGCCCAAACGACCCUGGUGCAGGAGCACAAUAUGAACCACGACCCCAGACUGGCCUCGGUCAGGAAAUGACUAGACCACUUUACCAAAGAAACGGUCCAGUUGGUCAUCCUGAUAAUGCAGGGACGUCUGGAUCAAAGACAUUUUUAAAUUCGGCCCAACCAGGUACGGAGCAGAUGUAUCCUCCAAAAGGCCCAGCCGGUCAACCCAAGAAUGGGGUACCAGGUGCUGGUAACAUAGAGGCAGUGUUUCCAAGAGGUAUGUCCAGUGUUCCUCUGCGUAAAGAACCUAGGGUGUCAGGGCCACGAAUAAAGGUAGUGGAAUCUCUGUCACCAGCAGAGUUCUCUGUCCUUGAGAAAGACGCCAGCGGAGUGGCUGGAAAAAAGCUUGGCGGUGGUACUUUCCCUCCGGGAAUGUCUUUAUCUAAUGACUUGAGGGUUCCAAUCCAAACAACGCCGAGUCCAGUUAAUACAUUCAGGAAAAAUGUACCCAAUAAAAUCCCUUUGAAGCGGAUGGUAGACCCGGCUCAGUAUCUUGAAAAGUCGAAAGCAAAUCUUGGUCAAACAGGCACGUCUGUGUCUGUGAAUAACAGACCUAAUGCUGACCCUAACUAUGCGUCAGGGUAUACAAAACCUGCUGAAGAGCCACAGUCUCAGAUCAAACAUGUUGUAGUUUCCCUGGCAGCCUCUUCCUCGUCCCGUCUAUCCAGUUCCCCAUUACGUCUUAGACAUAAUGAGAAAGGGGAGAUAAUCCACCCUUCAACAUCAGGAUCCAACACUCAGCAGAAGUUUCUGGGUAACAAUGCACCAAAUAUCAACACGGCACAGAACCAAGGACCUGCUCAGAACCAACAGCAAGGCUAUGAUAUAAACAGGCAACACAUCACAACUGCAGCACCAUACAUAAGGGUUCACACAAAAUCCUUUUCUAAACCCAUUAUUAGAUUUUCUGGUUUGAAGACUCAAACACCACGGCCAAGUUUCAGAUCCAGAUCGGUGACUGUGAGGGCUCCUCUUUCAAGACCGGGUUUUAAGAAAGCUCCUUUGUUUAGGGUGAGGCAGACCAACACAUCCUCAUUACCUUAUCGACCACGGUUUUUACGCAGGAGGGGCCCAACAGCUACUGAGAAUGAUAGAUCCAGUACCAUGCCUGCAUCCUCAGCUGCACAAUCACCUGCCCGGGUCCAGUCACGUGUGCCAACACCUCAAACUGCAGCCACAUCCCCGAAGACCCAUUUGCCUAAUUACCGCCCCAGAAGUCCUGUUCCCCGUGUUGGUACCAAUGUUGGGAAUCAGCCUCCUCUGCCACAGACACCAACAGACAGCAUGAGAGAGUACCGAAAAACACCAAACCUCAAUAUCAAACCUGAACCCCAAAGUCCACCAUCCAACCAGGGCAUCCAUGCACCAUCACAGGAUAGCCCUGGUUAUCAGCAAGCACAGGGUACACAAUCAAGUUAUCAGUCGAGGUUACAGAACAAUCAACAACAAGCAAACACAAAACCUUCAGUUCAAACACUUGGCCCACAACCUCCACGAAAAAUUACUUUCACACUGAGACGAUUUUCAGGAGGCUUUAACACGAAGAAAAAUUCUCACCCCAUAAACAAUAAGCCCUCUGUUCCCCAGAGUUCAUAUAACAACCCAUCACUUCAAAAACCGCAAAAUCCUCCACCUGAAAUUAACGCCUAUAAUUCUCAAUCAAAUCCCCAAACUUCAAACACCUACGACAAUCCACAGAAGACCCAACAGAAUGUUCCUUCGAAUAUUCAGCAACCGUCUUCAUAUCAACAGUCGCAGUCAUUAAGUAACCAACAACAGCAGCCAAGUUCCUACAACAAACAAGCAAUAGCACCAACUCCUAAACAAGUUGUGUUGCCAAAGCCUUCUCAAAGCUCAGGGUAUCAAACUAACAACAAUCCGGACCCACCACAGCAGUCUCAAAACUUCAACACGCAAGGACAAAAUGUACAGUCUUCAAUCCCUGCCUUUCAACAAGCACCUGGUUCAGUUCCUCAGAGUAAAAGCUGGAAACCAGAAACCGGACAGGGUAGUAACAUAAACAUGCCAGCUGCAAGCCUGACCUCAUAUCAAAGUGGUUCAGGUACAUCGUAUCAGGCCCCAAAGCAUCCUACUCCGCCCCAAAAGCAACAGGUUGGAUAUCAACAACAGCCUCAGCAGCAGCAGCAGCAACAACAGCAACAGGGGGGAUAUCAGCAUCAGUCACAACAACAAAUGCCAGGUCAACAGCAGUUAUCACAUCAGCCACAGCAGAAGCAGGGGUAUCAAAAACAAUCACAGCAACAACAGCAGCAUGGUGGAUAUCAGCAACAGCAGCAACAAAAUCAAGAGUCCUAUCAGUCAAAGAGUCGGCCAACACCACAGCAAAAUCAGCACACAGGGAGUAACAAUGGACUAGGGCAACCAGCCUUUAUGCAGGUCAAUACAAAUACAAACAACAAUGUCCGAAGUGGGAAUCAGGGAACAGGCUACGGUAGUGCCGGUGGAUUAGUUCAAACACAGAACAGUCAAACUAAUCAAGCCAGGUCUAUGAGUCAGGGUGCACUGAAAGAGGUGGUGAGCAUCUUUAACCAACAGGGACAACAGCUUCAUGGCCAGGUGAAGCCACAAGGCCAGACAGGAGCUACAGCAUAUGGUCAGUCUGCAAAUAAUCAACCAGGAAUGCAGAACCAAAAUAGCUUGGCUACAAACACAGGGGCGACUCGGUCAUCAGGUUACAGUAAUACUGGAUCUCAAGGACAAGGUCUCGCUCAGUCUGUAAAUACACAGCCCUCAAUGCAGAACCAGAGUCCGAUAAAUAGCGCAAGGGCAAUCUCAUAUGGUGGACAACAGGGUCAAAUGCCCAUACAGUCAUCAGCUGGUGGAUCAGGCCAAAAGCUGAGUCAGAGUCUAGGACAGCCAAAUAUCGGCCCGAAUAACCAGGCAGGUGUAUCGACCUCCUACCACAUCCAGGGGCAAAGUCAAAUUGCUGUGAAGCCAGGGUCAACUGGUCAAAGUGGUCAGGGACAGGGUGUCAGUAUACAAGGAACUGUCCAGCACGGAAGUCAAGGUCAAAACCCUCAAACAGGAAUUGGAUCUAACUUAGGUGGUUCACCGCUAAACCAAGGUGCAAUUAACUACCCUGGACUAUCGCAAGCCAAUACAGGACAGGUGGGGAAUUCCAUGUCAACACAGACGAAUCAAGGAAUGCAAAAUGGAGUCAAUCAAGGAAUGCAAAAUGGAGUCAAUCAAGGAAUGCAAAAUGGAGUCAAUCAAGGAAUGCAAAAUGGAGUUAAUCAAGGAAUGCAAAAUGGGGUUAAUCAAGGAAUGCUAAAUGGAGCCAAUCAAGGAAUGCAAAACGGAGUCAAUCAAGGAAUGCAAAAUGGAGCCAAUCAAGGAAUGCAAAAUGGAAUCAAUCAAGGAAUGCAAAAUGGAGUCAAUCAAGGAAUGCAAAAUGGAGUCAAUCAAGGAAUGCAAAAUGGAGCCAAUCAAGGAAUGCAAAAUGGAAUCAAUCAAGGAAUGCAAAGUGGUGUCAAUCAAGGAAUGCAAAAUGGAGUCAAUCAAGGAAUGCAAAAUGGAGUCAAUCAAGGAAUGCAAAAUGGAGCCAAUCAAGGAUUGCAAAGUGGUGUCAAUCAAGGAAUGCAAAAUGGAGCCAAUCAAGGAAUGCAAAAUGGAAUCAAUCAAGGAAUGCAUAAUGGUGUCAAUCAAGGGAUCCAAAGUGGUGUCAAUCAAGGGAUACAAAAUGGAGCUAAACAGGUUCAGAAUGGGAUUAAUCAAGGGGUAUCAGGUGGAACCGUUCAGAGCUUCACUGGUGGAACUCAGCUAAACACUGCCGGUGGAACUCUUCAGGGCGGUGUUGGCACAGUCGGUGUGGGUGGACAGAUGAACAUUGGUACUCAAGGAGGGGUUGCCCAAAAUAGUAUGAGUGCCACACAGCACCUGGGGGGAGGUAAUACCGUGAUGACGGGAGCGGGAGGAGGAGGAGGAGGAGGGAUGGCAACUGGGGGGACGAUGACGGGUCCAGGCAGAGUCAGGGAUCUUGUCCUUCCCUACAGGAACAAAGGAGCAGCGAUGCUGGGGGCUGAACCGAUUUCAUUUGAGGUGGGUGUAGGUGGGAGGAUGGUGAUGGAUCCAACAGAUGCACUGAGGUACAAGGCUCAAGGAGGACUGCUGCCUAUUAAUGGAAUGCCUGGGUCACAAGGGGCCAAUGCACAGCAGGUCAUUCACCUUGAAGGACAACCAGUAGGGAACAUGUUCGCUCAGCCAGCUAAUGGUGUGGCUCAGCGAGCAACUGCUGGAAAUGUUGGGGUGAUCGGCACUGUUCGUAGUCAGGCGACUGUUAAUCUUCCCUCGCCACCAGGAACCGUUGUCGUUGCUGGGCAGCAAAACAAUCAACAACAAAUUAUCACCAACCAGAAACCAGCCACUCAGAUCACCUUCCGAGGGAAACGAUCAACGAACACAGAAUUCUUUUCCAAAUACAAUCUAAAACCAACACGCGCCUGAGAAAAGUGCAUAUGCACUAGAAGUAGUAAUGACAUAUAUAUCAUAUAUAUCACGUAUAAGUCUUAAGUCUGUACAUGAAUCUACAGAUGUUUGAGCAUCCCCUGUCUUUGUUUAAAGUUUAAAGCCUGUAUCGUUGAUUAUUGAGUUAACUAGAUGGCCUGUCAUAUCCGAUUCUCAUAGUCCACCUCUUCAACUUUAGUCACAAGGGAUAUCUCUUCUGCUUACAUGUUCAAUACAAAUGGUAACCUUUAAUUCAGUUGAGAUCAAAUGUUGAACGACGAUACACAGGAUAAAGAAUGCCUCACAUAUUAUGAACUUGGAUUGCGAUAUAGUGUAUAUAACAAUAUGACAAUUCCAAGCUUCUACUCCAAGCUUUAUCACUUGGGACAAAUGAAUCGUGAUACAAAGACAGAUACAAUAGCAUAUUUUAUAACCUUUUAUUUGAAACUUUAUUACUAAAUCGUAUGUAUCCGUUGCUGAUUUUCCAGAGUAUCAUGUUAUCUUUAAACCUACCUUGUGUAAAUUUACGUAUCAGACACGCGUAUACUUUCUUAAAUAUACAUUCAUUUUGCAACCCACCUGAAAAUGAAACACUAUUCAUAAAA
This is a messenger RNA of Haliotis rufescens (red abalone), 5329 nucleotides long. RefSeq names its product mediator of RNA polymerase II transcription subunit 12-like. NCBI's taxonomy places the organism in Eukaryota, Metazoa, Mollusca, Gastropoda, Lepetellida, Haliotidae. Bases 132 to 4724 code for a protein of 1530 amino acids. The transcript has a single exon. The record is from RefSeq and is a predicted model, not a curated record.